AUGAGACCGAAGUGUAGUGCUAUAUGGACGUACUUCAAUGAAGUAGACGAUCAGACUGUGCGUUGUAACUUGUGCAAUCAAACAUAUUCAAGAAAAGGGCGCGGGACUUCUGGGCUACGGAGUCAUCUCCAGUCACGUCAUAAAACGGAAUAUACGGAGUAUGAAAAAUGCGAUGCGGCUUCGAAAAAGGCUGAAGUGGAAAAGAAACGUAAGUGCACAGAAGAAACUUCUCUUCAGUUGGUCAAGAGGCAAGUUACUUUACAAGAGUCAUUAAUGAAACACCAGUGCUGGGAUUCAUCACAUGAAAAAAGUCGUGAGCUAGAUAAAUUAAUCUGCGAAAUGAUUGCAUUGCAAGAUUUGCCUUUCAAUUUCAUUGAAGGUAUUGGUUUUAGACGUUUUGUCCAAGCCGCACAGCCUAAAUAUGAUCUAAAAAAACGUCAGUAUUAUACUUCGCAUUUGUGUAAUUACGUUUAUCCUAAACUUUAUGAAAAGAUUAAAAACUUGAUAAAAGAUUUGGAAUACGUGUCUUUCACUACUGACAUAUGGACAGAGCCUGGAGCUGGUGUUUCUCUGCUUAGUUUUACGGUCCACGGCAUUAAUGAUGAUUUCAAAAGAGUGUCUUUAGUUCUUAAAUGUGUCACUCUCGAAGAACGACACACGGGCGAUCUGGUAGCUCAAAAACUCGACGAAAUACUAGAGGAAUGGGACAUUCCUCGGCAAAAGCUACAUGCAAUGGUCCGUGACGGUGGAUCUAAUAUGAAACGAGCUGCCCGUAUCUCACAAAUCGACGAUAUAGAUUGCACCUUACAUCAAUUACAAUUGUGUGUACGUUCAGCUUUGGCGUCUAAUGAACAUUUCUCAACGCUGUUGGCUAAAUGUAAGCAGAUUGCGACGCACUUCAAUCACUCUAUAACUGGACAAAAGGAAUUGAACGACUUUCAAGAACGCCUAGGUUUACCUCAGCUGUCAGUUAUCCAAGAAUGUGCUACUCGGUGGAACAGCAUGUUUUAUAUGAUUGAGCGACUUAUUAAGAUAAAGGAUGCUAUCAUAUUAUAUACAUCGCAACACCCAAAUUUGCCGCAACUUGUACCAAGUGAUUGGGUAAAACUUGAAACCUGUACGAGGAUUCUGAAACCCUUUGAAGAGGUAACUAAAUCUUUGAGCAGCACUGAGGCAUGUAUAUCCUCUGUUAUACCACUGAUUCAUGUCUUAGUAUGUGCAAUGCAAAAUUUUUUGAGAGAAGAUAACAUUGGUAAUGACCAAGAUUGCAAAAAUGUCAUCCAAAAACUGAUAGAAGAGAUUAACAACCGCUUCGGUGAGCUUCAUAAUAAUAAUCUCUACGCCAUCUCUACAUAUUUGGAUCCAAAAUACAAAACGAAAUUUUUUUAUGAAAUAACUAAAGAACGUAUUGAAUUAGCGCUACUAACAGUACUAACAUCAACCAGCCAACGCCCAAUAGACAAUGUCGUCAUGGAUGUCCACAAUCAACCAUCCACUAGUUCUGGGGCUGUAGUAGACAGUGUAGACACAUCCUGCCCCACAGCCAGCACUUCCACGGGAAAAAUUGUAGAUUCAAUGUUAGCCGAAAUGUUAGCCUCUGAGCUAAAUAGUGACGAUGAAAUUGAAAGUUUACCAAUAGAAGAUAGAUCCGUGGUACUGAAGUUACUAUUAAAUAACUACAUUAGAGAAAAACGAAUUAAUAUGCAUGAAGACAGUCUUCUAUGGUGGAAAAAUAAUCCGAAAUAUUCGGAGGUUUACGGAGCUGUACGGCAAUACCUAUCUUCUCCUCCAUCAAGUGUCCCAAGCGAACGACUUUUUAGCAAUGCUGGAUUGGUAUAUGAUGAGCUAAGAAACCGGUUGUCAGGGGAAACAGCGUCCAAAUUAAUUUUUAUAAAAAUUAACCUCCCUAUAAUUAAGUUUGAUUAUUAG
Acanthoscelides obtectus is the source of this 1929-nucleotide messenger RNA. NCBI's taxonomy places the organism in Eukaryota, Metazoa, Arthropoda, Insecta, Coleoptera, Chrysomelidae. The record is from the annotation of a GenBank genome assembly.